UCUGUGUAUUAAAUUUGAAACCCCUUCCGGAAUUCCAAAUAAUAGUUAAAUCGUGUGAACCAAUUUCCGGGUUAGCAUCAUUAUCACUUUCCAAUUUAGACAGCCAACUGUAUACACAUAGUAGCUGUCAGUCUGGACACGCCAUGGUUGGCCUGUGGUUGCUUUGGUGGCUCUGCCAGUUGACUUUCGCUUCCUCCAGCAAAUCCCGCAUAGUGGGAGGCCAGGAGACGACCAUAUCCCAGGUUCCAUAUCUGGUUUACCUGCGACAGAAUGGCUUCUUCAUCUGCGGUGGCUCCUUAAUCUCCACGAGUGUUGUGCUCAGUGCAGCACAUUGUGUCUAUGGAUCCCAGCCAGAGGAUUACAUGGUCCAUGCCGGCGCCAGUCGGUUGGAUGAAGCUGCUCCCGUGAUUCGCCGGGUGGAAAUGUUCCAUGUUUCACCCACCUACUCCUCCACCAACUUUGACAUGGAUGUGGCUUUGCUGCAACUGCAGGAGCCUGCAUUUCUGAUUCCCGGUAAAGUGGCCAUCAUUACUCCUUGUCGAAAUCCACCGGAGGGUAACGCCUAUGCCAGGAUCAGUGGUUGGGGAGUGACGCGCGAGAACAAUCGAGAUCCUGCCGAACAAGUCCGUACGGCCAUGGUGAGAGUGCUUCCUGGUGCAGAAUGCCAAUUAUCUUAUGCAAUCACUGCCCAACUAACCGACUCCAUGAUCUGUGCCGCUGUGCGUGGUGUCCGGGAUUCCUGCUCCGGCGAUUCAGGAGGUCCCUUGGUCUAUCGCGGUCAAGUUUGCGGCAUUGUCUCCUGGGGAUUUGGCUGUGGGAGAGCUGCAUUUCCAGGUGUUUACACCAAUGUGGCUAGCGAAAGGGUUUACUCUUUUAUAGAGCAAACACUGCGCAGGAUUAGGAAUUAGAUCUUUUGAGAAAUGUAAACUAAUUUCCUCUCCUCUCAUCCUAUUUUGAUCCAACUCUUUUCUUGCUAUU
This is a messenger RNA of Drosophila takahashii, 978 nucleotides long. RefSeq names its product seminase. Gene Ontology annotation, molecular function: serine-type endopeptidase activity. NCBI's taxonomy places the organism in Eukaryota, Metazoa, Arthropoda, Insecta, Diptera, Drosophilidae. Gene Ontology annotation, biological process: proteolysis. The record is from RefSeq and is a predicted model, not a curated record.